CUUUAUGCCCUGCAACAGGGAGACAGUAAUGAACGUAAUGAAUGUCCGGCAUUAGGAGGAGGAGUUCUUAAAAUGAGUAGGAGUUUGAUCCCUCGACCGCCUCUAAAAAGUAUAACUGAAAUUAUUUGUCAGUCUGUUAGUUUAGAUCUAAACUGUAGCUUUAGAGAUCAGUAGCAACGUUAUGCAGAGACCUGAACACAAAAGUUGACAAAGCAACAAAAUAUGGAGGCUGAUAAAGAAGAAAACUAACAGAGAUGAAGAUGAUCUCCAGGAUCCUGCUGCUCCUCAUCCUCAGCUCAUGUCUCUGUGCAACAUUUGUAGUGAAUGUGACACAGAGCAGCUAUCAGGCAGAGGAGAACCACAGCAUCACUCUGGAGUGGACCUUCACCACCAAGACUCAGGGAUUCUGGAGGGAACUGUUCAUCAUCUGUGAUUUUAGAUCAUCAGUAAAGUCAGGGGUAAUAUAUGUUCAUCAUGAUGGUGUUGAGAUUCCAGAUUCUCAGCAUGAACAGUUUUCAGGACGAGUCCAGAGUGACAAAGACGUCCUCAGAGAAGGACGAAUCAGACUCCAUGUGUCCAGACUGAGGACUGAAGACUCUGGUCUGUAUCUGUGUGACGUGAAAACUGAAGAUGGAUUCAACUCUGGAAGAUGUCGACUCAACGUAUUUGUUCAUAAAAACAUCUCAGCUGUUCCUGGACAGAGCGUCUCUCUGCCAUGCCGACUCCCCAACAUCAAACCUGUUGUGGCUGUGAAGUGGACCCGACCGGACCUGGAACCAGAAUAUGUCCUCCUGUUCAGAGAUGAGGAGCCUGACCCAGAGAACCAGCAUCCAUCUUUUAGGAACCGGGUGGAGCUGCAGGACAGACGGUGAAGGACGGAGACGUGUCUUUGCUUCUGAGCAACGUAACGACCAGCGACUCGGGAAAAUACGAGUGUCGAGUUUUCCAGAGAGAAGCAACCGGCAGGAAGAAUCGCGCUUUGACCUCUGACCCCAUCGGGAUCGUCUUUCUGGAUGUAGCGCCUCCUACAGAAAACGAGGAGGAAAGAAAAGAAGAUGGAAGCAGAAACAAACAUGUUGGACUGAUUAUUGUAGCAUUUCUGAUCGCUGCACUGAUUAUUGGUUGGUUUCUUCGUCUCUAUUUAAUAAAGCAGAAGAUGAACAGAUCACCGAACUCACAGUGAGGGUUAAGGACGGUUCUAGUUCAGAUCCCAACCUUGAUCCUCAGAGUUCAACAUCCUCCAUGAUUUGAAUGUGACUUUGCUCUAACAACUUGAUUGCAAUGAUUGCAUCAGCUCCUCUGCAGGCCAUCAGGUUCUGCUGAGGAGUUUUAAUCAUUGAAUCAUGUAUGUGGCUACAGGAAAAUUGAUUAUGUUGUUAUAUAUAUUCAUGCUUGUAUAUUGUUUCCUUUCUUUAGCCUUACUGUUUCACAAAGUCACUUCACAGGUUGAAGUUCACAAGCAUUUCAAUGUUCUUAUUUUUAUUCAUAUCUACCCUUAAA
This is a messenger RNA of Xiphophorus maculatus (southern platyfish), 1500 nucleotides long. RefSeq names its product butyrophilin-like protein 8. Gene Ontology annotation, cellular component: external side of plasma membrane. Lineage: Eukaryota; Metazoa; Chordata; Actinopteri; Cyprinodontiformes; Poeciliidae. The transcript is spliced from 5 exons. Gene Ontology annotation, biological process: cellular response to lipopolysaccharide; cell surface receptor signaling pathway; negative regulation of T cell proliferation. The coding region runs from base 255 to 872 and encodes 205 amino acids. The record is from RefSeq and is a predicted model, not a curated record.